This is a messenger RNA of Pelagomonas calceolata, 690 nucleotides long. NCBI's taxonomy places the organism in Eukaryota, Pelagophyceae, Pelagomonadales, Pelagomonadaceae. The record is from the annotation of a GenBank genome assembly.
GUCUGUGAGAGCAAGCGUCCCGCGCGCCGUCCCGCAAGGCAUUGCUGCGAAGCUGACCACACGGAGGCCCCUGCGAACUGCCGAGCCCAAGAGGGCAGCCGUUCGCGGGCUACGGGCAGGAGCACUGCGGUGGCCAAGCACAGUGGCCCCUAGAUGGAGUCAAAGAACGACGCCCACGAGCCAAACAGAGACACCAAGGACGAGCCCGCGCCACCGCUAGCGCCAACUUUAAAAAUAGUAGCGAAGCAGUUCCUCGCGCGCCGGGCAGCCCUCGGCGAGGCAGCUUUGGACUGCGACGGCAUCGAGUGCCUUUAUGGAGACUUUGUGGAGGAGAACGCCGACGAGUUCGAGGGCUUCGACCCCUCGGACGGCUCGGGCAACGACCACGGCUUGAAAGCGCUACACGAGGAGUUCCUGGCGCUGUUCACGAAAGACGUCGAGGGCGCCCUCGCGUCGUCAGACCUGACGCUCGAGGACUUCGUGAAAGACGUCGAGGAGGCGCGGCGCGACGGCCUGGAAGCGCGCUGGGACGCGCUCGAGGCGGCGACGGCCGUCUGGUUCUGCGAGGCCUGCUGGGCCGCGCUAGAUCUAGCCCAGUUCGCCGAGACGAUGCGAGAAGCUGCUCAAAGGCAACGACGAGUUUUAGACAGAAAGCGCGCCUUCCGGUUAUUGCGGCGGGGCGCGAAAUAA